Messenger RNA from Fonticula alba, 3429 nucleotides. RefSeq lists its product as hypothetical. The transcript has a single exon. Lineage: Eukaryota; Rotosphaerida; Fonticulaceae. The annotation marks the transcript as partial. The record is from RefSeq and is a predicted model, not a curated record.
GGGCAGCCCAUCAAGGCACUCAAGGCCCUGGGGCCGCACCGGGACCGCGGCGACCGGGCGGCCCUGCACCUGGUGCAGGCGGCCUGCCACGCGGCGCUCAGCCUGAGCACCCUGACGCGGGACCUGGCGGCCGGCCGGCCGGCCGGCGCCCAGUACCGCUUCCACAAGGCCCUGAGCAUGCAGCACACGGCCGAAAUGCAGCGGCAGGCGGCGCGCGCGGCCGAGGGGGGCGCCCGGCCGGCCGCCCUGGCCGCCCUGCUGGCCUGGGCCGGCAUGCGGGUCCUGCGCGCGGCCGGCAUCGCGGCCGGGCCCGGCGGGUGCGCCCACGCGGCCGGCCUGGCGGCCCAGCUGGACCGCAGCGUGCUGGCCAUGCUGGAGGACGCGUGCGGCACGCCCGGGCCCGGGGCCCGGCCGGGGGAGGACCCCACCCGCGCGGCCGACGCCGUGGCCUGGCUGGCCUCGGCGCCGGGCUGGCUGCUGCCGGCCGGGCAGCAGGUGGAGCAUGCGGCCGGGCCCGGGCCGCGGCCGGCCCUGGCCCCGGCCACCCACGCCGCGCCGCUGGCCUUCGCCGGGCUCGGGGCGCCGCCCUGGCGCCCGGAGGGGGCCGCCUGCCCGGACCCGGGCCAGUGCCACGCCCGGCCGGGCCGGCCGUGCCCCGUGUGCCGGGCGGUGGAGGCCGAGCGCCUGGCCGGCCGGCCGGCCGACCGCCUGCGCCUGGCCGCCGACCCGGCCGACCCCAUCACCCGGGCCAUGACCCGGGCCCGGCCGCCGGCCGGACCGCUCGCCGACCCGCCCUUCGAGGCCCACGCGUAUGCCCUGCUCGGGUGGCUGGUCCGGGUGCACCCGGCCGGCGGCGACCGGCCCGCGCCCCACCGGCCGGCCGCCCGGCACCUGGACCCGGACGCCGCCGCCUGGCGCGGCUUCCUCCGCGUCCGCGAGCUGUGCUUCCACAUCAUGGGCGACGCCCGGCGCAUGCAGGACCGCGCUCGCCAGGCGGCCAUCCGCCUCGGCAUGGAGACCCCCUGGCGGCACAGCCUCUUCGACCUGGACCCGGGGGAGGCCGACGACGCGGGGCCCGGGGCGCCGGCCGGGGACCACCCGGCCGGCGCCCCGGGCCCCGCCGGGCACCACCCGCCCCGGCCCCGGCCCCUGCCCGGCCCGCAGGACGACCGCGGCGAGUCGACCCCCGGCGAGCGGGUCUUCCACCGGGCCCCGGGCCCCCGGCCGACCAUCGGCCCGCGGGCGCGCUCGCUGCCGGUGUUCGCCGGGCGCGGCGGCCCGGCCCCGGCCCCGGCCCCGGCCCCGGCCGGCCGGCAGCCCGGCCCCGCGCACGCCCCCUCGAGCCCGGUCCUGCGGCCGGCCUUCCCCCGGCCGGCCGACCCCGCCUCCGCCAGCCACCUGUCGCUGGAUGAGCUGCUGCGGCCGGGCAGCGCCGGGUCGGCCGGGCCGGCCACCGGCCGCACCAGCCCGGCCCCGGCCGCGGCCCGGACCCUGGCGCUGGCGCUGGCCCCGGAGCGCCGGACCCCGGGCCCGAGCCCGGACCUGCGCUCGGCCUCGGCGGACCUGCUGGCCGCCGCCGGGGGGUCCGGCGCGCUGGGCCUGUCGCGGCCGGCCUCGCCGCCGGACUCGCCGGUCAGCCCGGUGGCCGGCCCGGCCCCGGCCCCGGCCCCGGCCCCGGCCCCGGCCCCGGCCGACCCCGGCAGCCCGCCCGGGCCCUGGAGCGACCGCCGGGCCAGCCACGUCCGGCGGAUCUUCUCCAACCCCGCCUUCGAGCGCACCGUCGCCCAGCUGUACGACGACUGGCGCGCCCUGCGGGCCGCCUUCCUGCCGGACCUGGCCCCGGGGGCCGGCCAUGCGGCCGACCUCCUGGCCGAUGUGCUGGCCGACCCGCGCGGCCCGCGCCCGGCCCCGGCCGACAUGUCCUCCUCCUCGGACACGGAGGACGCCCCGGGGCCCGGGGCCCGGGGCCCGGCCGCCGGCCAGCCCAGCGAGCCGGCCCCCGCCCCCGCCCCCGCCCCCGCCCCCGGGCCCGAGCACGAGCACGAACACCCGCACGAGCCGCCCCCGGCCGAGGUGCUGCCCGUGCCGGGGGCCGCCUACCGCCUGGCCGCCACCCUGGGCGCGGCGCACCUGCAGCACACCCUGCACCGGGCGCGCCUGCUGCCGCUGCCGGUCGGGCACCCGGGCGCCGGCCCAGCCGGGCCGAUGUGCGGCCUGUGCGCCUGGGCGGCGGCCGGGGCGGCGGCCGACCCGCCGGACCGCCCCGGCCCCCCGCCCAGCCCCUUCGACCGGGCCGUGUACCGGGCCGCGUGCGCGCGGCUGGCCGACCUCGGGGCCGACUGCGGCCCGGCCUGCGACGCCGGCGCCCUGGCGGCCCUGGUCGACCGGCUCGGGGCCCGGGAGGAGCUGCGCCUGGCCCUGGCCGGCCGGUGCCUGGCCCCGGCGGCCGUCCUGCCCGCCGCCCGGGUCCAAGCCAUGCUGCUGAUAGACUUCCUCCGGGGGGCGCUGGUGGCCGGCCAGCCCCCGGGACACGGGCCCGGCCAGCCCGGCCGCCCCCCGGACGACAUGCCGCUGGCCCGGGCGUGGCGCGCAUCCGCCGCGGCCAAUCCCCUGGCCGCCCCGCCGGAGACAUGCGCCCUGUCGCUGCUGCUGGGGGUGUGGCAGCUCCGGAGCCUGGCCCCCGGGCCGGCCGGCCCGGCCGCCCUCCCGCCGCCGCCGCCGCCGGCCAGCCCGGCCGCCCCCCCGCGCGACCGGUCCUUCUUCUUCGGCCGCUGGCGCUCGGAGCGCGACCUGGGCAGCCGGCCGCCGGCCGGCCCCGGGCCGCCGCCCCCGGCCCCGGCCGGCCCGGCCCUCGACCCGGCCCCCGACCCGGCCCUGCAGCCCAUCGACCGCCAGGCCCUGCACGAGAUCCUGGACCUGUCGCUGCUGCUGGGGCUCGGCCCGGACCGGGCCCUGGGCCUGCUGGCCGGCGGCAGCAGCAGCACCCCGGGCACCCCGCCCAAUGGCGGCGUCCACCCCCGGCGCAGCCGGUCGGCCGAUCUGCUGCCGGACGACCAGGACCCGGAGCCCGGCCGGGCGCCGGCCAGCGCGGCCUCCCCCCCGGCUGCCGGGGCCCUUUCGCCCGCCGACCCGGACGCCGGCCAGCGCCUGCGCCACCUCCGGCACACGCUGCGCAGCCUGCCGCUGGCCGAGCGGGCCCACUGGAUCGUGGAACUCGGCUGCCAUGCCCUGCUCCGGGGCCAGCCCCUGCCCGGGGAGAUCCUCCGCCGGGCGUGGCUCGACAGCCGCCGCUGCGCCCCGGCCGCCGGGCCGACGAAGGCCCACCCCCACCGCGGCCUCGCGCCGGCGGCCCCGGCCGCCGCCGCGGUCGACCUGCAGCUGGUCGACGAGGAGAUGCAGGAGGUGCUGGCAUGGUGUCUGGGCGAGUAG